AUGGCCUACGUGGGAAAAGUAGAGGAGUUUGAUAGCGCAAGUGAAGACUGGGAAUCAUACAUAGAGCGAGUGGAGUUGUACUGCAACGCUAAUGAUGUUGAUGACGAGAAAAGAAGCUUCAAGAGCGCAACCUACAGACCAGAACAGAGACUGUCACAGUUAUUGGAGGCUAAUGCAAAAGUGUUUGAGAAAGGCAUUGGAAAACUGAAACACUUGAAAGCAAAAAUCGAACUUGACAAAGAUGCCAACUCAAGAUUCCACAAAGCGCGCCCGGUGCCAUAUGCAUUACGUCCCAAGAUAGACGCCGAACUACAGAACCUGGAGGAAUCUGGCAUUCUCUCAAAAGUUGACUGGAGUGACUGGGCUACGCCCAUUGUCCCCGUAAUGAAGAAAGGCAAAAGUGAAGUGCGAAUAUGUGGGGACUUCAAGGUGAGCAUCAACCCGGUGCUGCGCACAGUGCAGUACCCCCUGCCACGAAUUGAAGAUAUCUUCUCAUCAUUGGCUGGUGGGGAGAAGUUUUCGAAGAUUGACUUAUCACAGGCUUAUCUCCAGAUGGAAGUAGAGGAGUCAAGCAAAAGGUUCCUGACCAUCAACACACAUAAGGGACUUUAUCAAUACAAUCGUCUUGUGUUUGGUGCUGCUUCAGCCCCAGCCAUCUGGCAACGAGCCAUGGAUCAGGUGCUCCAGGACAUACCUAGAACUCAAUGCUACCUGGAUGAUAUUAUCAUAACAGGAAAAGAUGAUGAUGAUCACUUCCAGAACCUGAGCAAAGUACUCACUAGGCUGAAUGAGUGUGGCCUACGGGCAAAGAGAGAGAAGUGUGAGUUUCUCAAAACCAAAAUCUCAUACUGCGGUCAUGUAAUCGACAAGCAUGGCCUGCAUAAAUCACAAGAGAAGAUCGAGGCGGUGCUAAAAGCACCUAAACCUGAAAAUGUGUCACAACUUAGAUCCUAUCUGGGUCUCGUCAACUAUUACCACAAGUUCCUACCGAACCUUGCCUCGGUGCUGCAUCCAUUAAAUGCACUACUACAGAAAGGAGUGGAAUGGGAUUGGUCAGAAAAAUGUGAAAAAGCAUUCACAGAAACAAAAAGACUGAUGACAUCUGACGAGCUUCUGACCCACUAUGAUCCCUCCAGACCCAUCCGUCUAGCAUGUGACGCGUCCCCGUACGGCAUUGGCGCAGUCUUGUCGCAUACAAUGGAUAAUGGACUUGAACGCCCAAUUGCAUUCGCUUCAAGGUCCCUCUCAAGUGCCGAACGCAAUUACGCACAGAUAGACUGGGAGGCCCUUAGCCUAAUAUGGGGUAUUAAAAAGUUCCACCAGUACCUCUAUGGCCGAAAGUUUACCUUAGUGACUGAUCAUCAGCCCCUAGUAUCAAUAUUUAAUCCAAGGAAAGGAGUCCCAGUGAUGUCAGCCGCACGACUACAGCGAUGGGCCCUGUUCUUAGGGGCACACUCGUAUGACAUUGAGUUCAAGGGGACUAAACAACACUGCAAUGCUGAUGGCUUGUCACGCCUCUCACUCUCAACACCUGUGGAUGAACCAUCACAAAAGGGUGACCCUGCAGAAAUGUUCCACACAACACUGGUAGACCAGUUGCCAGUUACAAACGCCAUGAUACGAAAAGAAACGCGGAAUGACCCAACACUUUCCAAGGUGUAUGACAUCACCUUACAAGGUUGGCCUGCCCAUGGGAAUCCAUGUUUUCCGGAGUUUUCAGCAAGACGUGAUCAGCUGUCAGUCUGCCUGGGAACCUUGAUGUGUGGAUCACGGGUGGUAGUACCUUCCAAGCUUCGCACCAGAGUGUUGGACAGUCUACAUGAGGGUCACGUGGGUACGCUGAAGAUGAAAAGUCUGGCCCGUAGCUACGUAUGGUGGCCUGGGAUAGAUAAACAAAUUGAGGACAUCACCAAAACCUGCCCAGGAUGCCAGGGCAUUCAAAACGCGCCGCCACAGGCUCCCCUACACCCAUGGGAAUGGCCGUCUACACCCUGGCAGAGAGUACACAUUGAUUUUGCUGGUCCAUUCAUGAACUCCAUGUUUCUCAUAGCUGUGGACGCACACUCAAAAUGGCCUGAAGUAGUCACAAUGAAAUCAACAUCAUCUGAAAAGACUAUUUCUGUCCUGAGAACCAUCUUCGCCAGGAAUGGCCUGCCUGAGCAAAUUGUGAGUGACAACGGCCCACAGUAUACUUCUGAAGAGUUUCAAGAGUUCAUGAGAAAGAAUGGUAUCAAGCACUUCAAGUCAGCACCUCACCAUCCAGCAACAAAUGGCUUAGCAGAACGGUUCGUACAAACAUUCAAAAAAUCCAUAAAAGCAAUGAUCAAAGAAGACAUCUCUCUUCAACACAAAAUCGACAACUUCCUUCUGGUGUACCGCAAUUCUGUCCAUGCCACAACGAAUCAGACGCCUGCAAUGUUGUUUGUGAACAGACGGCUCAGAUCUCGUAUGGACCUUCUGAAGCCCAACCUGAGGAGAGACGUGCAGAACAAACAGUUCAGUGACUUUUCAGGUGAAACAGCAAGAAGCUUCGAUGUGGGACAGCAUGUACUGGCUCGUGACUACCGAGGGGACAAGUGGACGCCUGGGAAGAUAGUCACAAGGAGCGGCCCUCUGAUGUACGAGGUGGACACGGGAGUCACGUUUUUGGACGACACGGAGCUGCAGCCAUCGGAAGAACAUCGUUUCUAUGGUGGCCAGGAGCUUUACAUCUACAAUCUGAGCCUCAGCCUGGGGGUGGUCCCCACUUUGUGGUGGACCUCCUGUGUGGUACCAGUUCCCAAAACGCUGAACGCCAAGGCCCACUUUAGACCAGUCACCCUGACCUCCCACCUGAUGAAGACCAUGGAGCGCCUCAUCUUAGCUCCCCCACACACCGUGGUGAGCCCCGCCCUGGACCUGCUGCUGUUUGGUUACAGGCCCAACAUUGGAGUGGAGGAUGCCUUCAUCUUAGCCUGA
This is a messenger RNA of Cyprinodon tularosa, 2958 nucleotides long. RefSeq lists its product as uncharacterized. The coding region runs from base 1 to 2958 and encodes 985 amino acids. The transcript is spliced from 5 exons. Gene Ontology annotation, molecular function: nucleic acid binding. The record is from RefSeq and is a predicted model, not a curated record. Lineage: Eukaryota; Metazoa; Chordata; Actinopteri; Cyprinodontiformes; Cyprinodontidae. Gene Ontology annotation, biological process: DNA integration.